AUGCUGUCAUCCGUCGUACUGCUGCUCGUGGCAUGCACAAGCGAUGCAUUCAUCACACCGACGACGCAUUCGACGCGUGCACCACAACUCUCCGCAGCAAAACGCGACGGCACCAGCGAUUGCGUCGUCAUCGGCUCCGGCUUAGGUGGUCUCAGCGCAGCCGCACUGCUAGCACAGUACGGCUACUCGGUCACCGUCUGCGAGUCGCACGACCGAAUCGGUGGCUGCGCGCACGGCUUCGAGCGCCGCACGGCUGCUGGGACGUUUCACUUCGACAGCGGGCCGUCGCUGUUUAGCGGUUGCUCGGCGCCGUCGUCGAACCCGCUGCGCCAAGUACUGGACGCGGUCGGCGAGACGCCGGAAUGGAAGUCAUACAACGAGUGGACCAUGUACGUGCCCGAGGGCGUCUUUCGCGUCAAGUCCGGCGACAAGCGGGCCUUCGAGGCGGAGCUGCGACGCCUCGGCGGCGCGUCGGCGGCUGCCGACUGGCGACAACUCCUCGCCGCGAACGAGGCGCUCGCCGCGCUCGUCGCUGGCGUCCCGCCGAUCGCCCUCCGGGCCGAUGUGGGCGCCUUACAAACUGCUGUGUCGAGCUACGUGCCGAAGCUAGAUCCGACGCUCCUGGCGCGCUUCGGCGCGGAUUUCCUGCUCAAAGGAGUCGACCCGUCGGGGCCUUUCUCGCGCGUGCUCGACGCGGCCGGCAUCAAGCCCACGUCGCUGGUCUACCGCUGGUUCGACUUUCUAGCUUUCGCGCUCUCGGGUCUUCCGGUCACGGAGACGUCCGCGGCGGCGGUGUCGUUCAUGAUCAAGGAGUUCUUCGCCGACGGCGCGGUCAUGGACGUCCCCAUGGGCGGUUCCCCCGCGAUCGCCGCGGCCCUCGAGCGGGCCAUCACGAAGCACGGCGGAGAAAUCUUGACAAAGGCGCACGUCGACGAGAUCAUUGUGGAAGACGGCGCCGCCGUCGGCGCGCGACUCAAGGACGGCUCCGAGCGCCGCGCGACCCACGUCGUGUCGAACGCGCCGGUCUGGGCGACGGCGAGGCUCCUUCCGGCGUCGGUGCACGGCACCGUGGGGUCGUGCCUCGACGCGACGGCGCCGAAGACGCCCUCAUUUCUACAUCUGCACUGCGGCUUCGACGCGACGGGCCUGGAUCCGCUGGCGGUGCACCACAUCAUUGUCCGGGAUUGGUCAGAUGUGACUGCGAAUGAUAACCUCGUGUUUAUCUCGAUUCCGUCGGUGCUAGACAAAGACGCGGCGCCGGCGGGCCACCACGUCCUGCACGCCUACUUGCCGGCGACGGAGCCCUACGCGGACUGGGUCGGUUUGGACCGAGAGGCGUAUCGGGAGAAGAAAGAGGAGAGGGGAGAGGUGCUGUGGAAGGCCGUGGAAGAGUUUAUCCCGGACAUCCGCGAACGCGCUGUUUAUUCGUCCAUCGGGACGCCGCUCACGCAUGAACGGUUCCUGCGGCGGCCGGAAGGAACUUAUGGGAGCGCUUGGCCUGCUGGAAAGCAAACCUUCCCCGGCCACGCGUCGCCGGUCGACGGGCUCUACUGCUGCGGCGACUCGACGUUUCCCGGUAUAGGUGUCCCAGCGGUGUGCGGGUCGGGGAUGGCCGUGGCCCACGCUAUCGCGCCCGUCGACAAGCAUCUUCGCCUGCUGGACGAGAUGCGCCGGGCGGGGACGUUGGCCUAGUUCUGUGUGUUUUUUAACAAGCAAUGUAUACA
Pelagomonas calceolata is the source of this 1724-nucleotide messenger RNA. The record is from the annotation of a GenBank genome assembly. NCBI's taxonomy places the organism in Eukaryota, Pelagophyceae, Pelagomonadales, Pelagomonadaceae.